UAAGCUUUUUCAGUUUGAUGGGUGCAUAUGCAUAGACGCUGAAACUUGAAAGAGAAAUCGAUGGCUACCAUUUCACCCCUUCUCUCCCAAUACGGAUUUUCUCUCCGUCGGUUCUCCGUUGCUGUUCCGCCCAGAAUCACUUGCUCUGUUAGCAGAGAUGGUUCUGAGGGGAGGGAAAACUUGUUUCAACUGAAGGAAGUGAAGAGUGUAGCUUGUGGAAUUUUUGCUGUCUGGGCUUUGACCAGUGCAACGCCUGUAAUUGCCGCCAAUCAGAGGUUGCCUCCAUUAUCAACAGAUCCAAAUCGGUGUGAGCGUGCAUUUGUGGGAAACACCAUAGGUCAGGCAAAUGGGGUCUAUGACAAGCCACUUGAUCUCCGCUAUUGUGACUAUACAAAUGAAAAAUCCAACCUGAAAGGAAAGUCCCUUUCUGCUGCACUUGUCUCAGAUGCUAAGUUCGAUGGUGCUGACAUGACAGAAGUAGUGAUGUCAAAGGCUUACGCCGUCGGGGCCAGCUUCAAGGGUGUAGACUUUUCUAAUGCUGUGCUAGAUCGUGUAAAUUUUGGGAAGGCCAAUCUCCAAGGAGCUGUGUUUAAGAACACGGUACUCUCGGGAUCCACUUUCGAUGAAGCCCAAUUGGCAGAUGCAGUUUUUGAGGACACGAUAAUCGGGUACGUCGAUCUUCAGAAGCUUUGUGUAAAUACAAGUAUUAGUGCUGAAGGAAGAGCUGAGCUGGGAUGCAGAUGACCAGUUAAGUAUGGUCUGUGAGUCUGUGACUAGUCCCCAACCAAUGUGUAAGCAAUACCAAGUGAUAUAGAGAAUGAUUUUGUGGCUAAGGCAACUGUUUUCUGUUUUACAUUUCUUAAAUUGAAGCCUUUUACUGAGAAUACUUACAUUUGUAAAUCUGCUCAUGUACUCUAAACAAUGUUCAAUUUUUCCGUGUCUUCUAAGGUUUAGUUGAGCUAUAUAUCAUUAUGGUUUACUUGAGC
Molecule: messenger RNA, 986 nt
Organism: Tripterygium wilfordii
Lineage: Eukaryota; Viridiplantae; Streptophyta; Magnoliopsida; Celastrales; Celastraceae
Product: thylakoid lumenal 17.4 kDa protein, chloroplastic
Exons: 4
Coding region: 61-744 (227 amino acids)
Source: RefSeq, a predicted model, not a curated record